AUGGGUGACUGUGAAGGUGCCUUGGCAAAGUACAAAGAAUCCCUUUCCAUUGACUUGUCCGUAUUGGGCAAGAAUCAUACCUCAGUUGCAACCACCUACAGCAACAUUGGUUCCGUACUUCCAGCCAUGGGUGACUAUGAAGGUGCUUUGGCAAAGUACGAGGAAGCUCUUGCCAUUGAGUUGUAUAUUGGUUCUGUGUUGGAAGAGAUGGGUGACUGUGAAGGUGCUUUGGCAAAGUACAAAGAAUCCCUUUCCAUUGACUUCAUGGGUGACUAUGAAGGUGCUUUGGCAAAGUACGAGGAAGCUCUUGCCAUUCGAUUGUCAGUAUUGGGCAAGAAUCAUCCUGAUGUGGCGACCACGUAUAACAACAUUGGGCUUGUUCGGCGUAAAAUGGAUGACUAUGAAGGUGCUUUGGCAGAGUAUGAGGAAGCUCUUGCCAUUCAAUUUGCUUUGGCAUGGUAUGAGGAAGCUCUGGCCACCAGAUUGUCAGCGUUGGGGAAGAAUCAUCCUGACGUGGGAGUCACCUAUUACAACAUUGGCUUUGUUCUGGAGGAGCUGGGUGACUAUGAAGGUGCUUUGGCAAAGUAUGGGGAAUGCCUUGCCAUUAAAUCGUCAGCGUUGGGCAAGAGUCACCCUGAGGUGGCAACCAGUUACAAAAGAAUUGGCUUUGUUUUGUACGCGAUGGGUGACUAUUCCGGAGCCUUGUUGAAAUUUGAGGAGUGCCUUGCCAUUCGGGAGCCAGCUUUGGGAUCAGAGCAUCCUGACACCUUGGCCUGCCGGGAAUGGAUUGAAAGAGCUAUUGCAUUUAACAAGUGCAAAAGGCAGACUCAGCAAACGCAGCAACCUAGUUUAUGCUGUGUUAAAUGUUUGAUGCACUUUCACCUGGUAUAGCAGCAGCAGCAGUCUAAUGAUGUCCCAUAUUUCAAGCCUGGUUUCCCCCCACUUUCCUCUAAUCUCUAUAUAUUGCCCCUCCCUGUCUUCCCUCUGAUCCUCGUUUCACCCAUCUAGCUAGUAACCCCCCCAUCUUCCCUCCUGCCCUGCCGCCUCCCCACCAUUUCCCACCACCCUACUCUGCCCAGCUUAAGUAGCCCCAUUUGCUCAUUAACCCUUUAACCUCGGCAGUCUUGCUGCCAGAGCCCUCAACCCCUUUAAUUGUUUUUCCUGCUACGGUGGUCCCUGCAGGUAUAAGGGUAGGGUUAGAAUACAAAUAAGUCAGCAAAAACUAAAUAAGUAUCCUAACUAGGAUGGCUAUUUACAUCCAUCCUAGUAGGGGGAUCUGCUUCUACCAGGAAAAACUCUAAAGCCAGCGAAAGCUAUAACUAGUAUUCUAGCUAGCUAGGGGUGUCUGCUUCUAGCUUGCUAUGGGAAUCUGCUUCUAGCUAGGGGGGAUUAGCUUCUAGCUAGCUAAGCAAAAGUUAAGCACUAGCUAAGCACUACAGAUAUCUGCUUCUAGUUAGCUAGCUAUAGGGGUAUCUGCUUCUACACUGAAACCUUCUGCCGAGGUUACACAGCUCCACUGGCUUAUUUAGUCAUUUACCUCGGCUGGCUAACUGCCUGAGUUCUCUACCCAUUUACCCGGCAGUCUAUCGGCCUGGACCUCUGUGGAACCGUCAUUCCUGGCAAAAUACUUAGGAAACGCUACACCAAGGCAUAGGAGACGAUCAAAAUGAUUUAAGAGACGAAAGCAAUCGCCUCCUAUAUUUAGGAGACGAUUCCAUAGGAGACAAUCCAAUUAGGAGACAAUCGUUUUGAAAUAGAAGACGAUCAGAAAGAUUUAGGAGACGAUACCAUACAGUUUACAUGGUACAAUUAGGAGACGAUCCGUUGAGAAUAGGAGACGAUCCGUUGAAAGCAGGAGACGAUUUAAGAGACGUUGAAAGAUUUAGGAGACGAAACGUAUUGUCUCCUAUUUAUAGGAGACGAUUGCUUUAAUUAGGAGACAAUCAAAAGGAUUUAAGAGACGACCGUUAGCACGAUUCGAAUUUCCACAGAGGUCCUGAGCCCUCACAACAUUUUUCGGUAUUUCCUAUUUCCUAUUCUGGUGAAGCCAAAAUAUAGGGAUAGAGAUAGGCAUAAGCCAACCAAACUGGCAAUUGAAGGUUCAAAUGAGUUUAGAGGUAGGA
Molecule: messenger RNA, 2123 nt
Organism: Seminavis robusta
Lineage: Eukaryota; Bacillariophyta; Bacillariophyceae; Naviculales; Naviculaceae
Source: the annotation of a GenBank genome assembly